AUGUUCCAGCUGCCCAUCCUCAAUUUCAGCCCGCAGCAGGUGGCCGGGGUAUGCGAGACCCUGGAGGAAAGCGGGGACAUUGAGCGCCUGGGGCGCUUCCUCUGGUCCCUGCCCGUGGCCCCGGCGGCUUGCGAAGCGCUCAACAAGAACGAGUCGGUGCUGAGAGCCCGGGCCAUCGUGGCCUUCCACACGGGGAACUACAGAGAGCUCUACCAUAUCCUGGAGAACCACAAGUUCACCAAGGAGUCCCACGGCAAGCUGCAAGCCCUGUGGCUGGAAGCGCACUACCAGGAGGCGGAGAAGCUGCGGGGCCGACCCUUGGGGCCGGUGGACAAAUACCGGGUGAGGAAGAAGUUCCCUCUGCCGCGCACCAUCUGGGACGGCGAGCAGAAGACGCAUUGCUUCAAGGAGCGGACGAGGCAUUUGCUGAGGGAGUGGUACCUGCAGGACCCUUACCCCAACCCCAGCAAAAAGAGGGAACUGGCUCAGGCCACGGGACUUACCCCCACGCAGGUGGGCAACUGGUUCAAAAACCGCAGGCAAAGGGACAGGGCGGCGGCCGCCAAGAACAGGCUACAGCAGCAGGUCCUAGCGCAGGGCUCGGGGCGAUCGCUGCAAGCGGAGGAGGAGAGCGGUGGGGUGGGGGGGGGGGCGGCCUCCAGCCCAGCCGUCAGCCUCUCCAGCAAAGCGGCCACCUCCGCCAUCUCCAUCACAUCCAGCGACAGUGAAUGUGACAUCUGA
Messenger RNA from Centrocercus urophasianus (Greater sage-grouse), 741 nucleotides. Its product is annotated as homeobox protein SIX6. Gene Ontology annotation, cellular component: transcription regulator complex; nucleus. Gene Ontology annotation, biological process: eye development; regulation of transcription by RNA polymerase II. NCBI's taxonomy places the organism in Eukaryota, Metazoa, Chordata, Aves, Galliformes, Phasianidae. The transcript has 2 exons. The coding region runs from base 1 to 741 and encodes 246 amino acids. Gene Ontology annotation, molecular function: RNA polymerase II cis-regulatory region sequence-specific DNA binding; DNA-binding transcription factor activity, RNA polymerase II-specific. The record is from RefSeq and is a predicted model, not a curated record.